Molecule: messenger RNA, 1638 nt
Organism: Pseudoliparis swirei
Lineage: Eukaryota; Metazoa; Chordata; Actinopteri; Perciformes; Liparidae
Product: E3 ubiquitin-protein ligase TRIM39-like
Exons: 2
Coding region: 58-1638 (526 amino acids)
Molecular function (GO): zinc ion binding; protein binding
Source: RefSeq, a predicted model, not a curated record
UCUCUGCUUUUCUCUCAAUUCAAAGUGACUUCAUCAGAGUCUCUUACAAACACUGAUAUGGCUUCUGCAAACUUUCUGCCAUCUGAAGAUCAGUUCCUGUGCUCCGUCUGUCUGGAUGUGUUCACUGAUCCAGUCACAACACCAUGUGGACACAACUUCUGCAAAAAGUGCAUCAAUGAUUACUGGAAUACCAACAACCAGAACAUGUGUCCACUGUGUCAAAAGGUUUUCUUCUCAAGACCUGAGCUGCUCGUCAACACCUUCAUCCGUGAGAUGGUUUCUCAGUUCAGACAGUCGACUAAACGGAAAGCUCGGAGCUCAAGGAAACAGGUUGCCAAACCAGGAGAAGUUCCCUGUGACGUCUGCACUGGAACCAAACUGAAGGCCCUGAAGUCCUGCCUGGUGUGUCUGGUCUCCUACUGUGAGACUCACCUGGAGCCUCACCUGACAGCUUCACGCCUGAAGAGACAUCAGCUGAUGGACCCUGUGGAGAACCUGGAAGACAGGAUGUGUCUGAAGCACGAUAAACCUCUGGAGCUGUUCUGUAGGACCGACCAGACGUGUGUCUGCAUGCUCUGCACUGUGUUGGACCACAAGAUGCACAAUGUUGUUCCUCUGAAACAAGAAUGUGAAGGAAAGAAGGUGGAGCUGCAGAAGACAGAGGCUGAAACUCAGGAGAUGAUCCAGAAGAGACGCCUGAAGAUUCAGGAGGUCCAACACAACGUGAAGCUCAGUGAGGAAGAUGCAGACCGAGAGAAAGCAGAAGGUGUUCAGGUCUUCACUGGUCUGAAGGAGUCUGUGGAGAGGAAACUGAACGAGCUCAUCACUACGAUAGAAGAGAAGCAGAGAAGCACCAAGAAACAGGCUGAAGACGCCAUCAGAGAGAUGGAACAGGAGAUCUCUGAUCUGAUGAAGAGGAGCACUGAGGUGGAGAAGCUCUCCCUCUCUGAAGACCACCUCCACCUCCUCCAGAGUGUCCAGUCCCUCAACAUCCACCAUCCACCACCCACCAAGGACUGGUCUCAGGUCAGUGUUCCUCCAGCAUCACAUGAGGGGACUGUGAGGAGAGCUGUGUCUCAGCUGGAGGAGACGCUCAGUAACAUGAUGAAGACGCUGGUUGAAGUGAAGAUGAAGACGCUGGUUGAAGUGAAGAUAAAGAAACUGGUUGAAGUGAAGAUAAAGAAACUGGUUGAAGUGAAGAUGAAGAAGCUGGUUCCUGAAACUGAGAUGAAGAGGGUCCAGAAGUUUGCAGUGGACGUGACUCUUGAUCCUGAAACAGCUCAUCAUGACCUCAUCCUGUCUGAUGACGGGAAACAAGUGAAACGUGCUCAGGUAGAGCAGCCACGUCUCCCCUACAAUCCACAGAGGUUCUCUCACGGUCCCUGUGUUUUAGGAACACAGAAGUUCUCUUCAGAAAAACUUUAUUACGAGGUUCAAGUUAAACAAAAGACUGAAUGGAUUUUAGGAGUGACCAGAGAGUCGGCCAACAGGAAGGGACAAAUCACACUGAGUCCUGAGAAUGGUUACUGGACUAUACGGGUGAGAAAUGGAAACGAGUAUAAAGCUCUUGAUGAUCCUUCAGUUGUUCUCUCCCUGAAGUCUGGGUCUCAGAAGGUGGGAAGUGUUUGUGGACUAUGA